AUGCACCCUGCUCGACAAGACUCGAUUCUGGACGCGCCGCUCAAAAACGUUGAUCGCCACAUCGUUGAUGAUGCGAAGGUACAGGGCGAGAAAGAGGAGGGAUCAUGCCUUGCCGAGUACUAUCGAGCUGUUGAAAAUACCUACAAGCAUCAUUGGUGGCAGAUUUGGAAGCCUAAACAUCCACCCCCACCCCCAGUCACCGAUAUCGAUGAUGCGCCAGACAUUCCAGUAGCCCAUGCUUCUUUCUUCUCAAAGCUAUUCUUCACCUGGAUUACACCUGUAAUGGUUAUUGGAUGGCAGCGGGCACUACAGAUUGGAGACUUAUGGAAGAUGGACGAAAGCAGGAAGUCCCUGUUGAUGGCUUCUAAGCUGGCGGACGCUUGGGAAGCUCGCGUCAAAUCCGCCAAUGAAUUUAACGCCAAGAUCGAUGCAGGAAUCAGGUGCCCUGGAUGUCUACGACGGUUUUGGUGGAGAAUCCGGCAUACAAAUAACGAUGAAAAACUUAGGGAAGUGCAAGGAGUCUGGGCUCAAAAGGCUAGAAAGUCCCCCAGCCUUGCUUUGUCUUUGAAUGACGUGUUCGGCCGACAGUUUUGGAUAUCUGGGCUAUUUAAGAUUGUUGGUGAUGUGGCUCAGCUAUGCGGGCCUCUAAUUUCCAAGUCCAUCAUCAAAUUUUCCCAAGAAAAGCACUUAUUCAAGAUGGCAGGUGCCCCCGGCCCAUCUAUAUGGCGGGGUAUUGCAGCCGCCAUGGGCCUCUUCGUCGUAACUAUCACUCAAUCCUUAUGCCAACAUCAAUGGUUCUGGCGUUCUAUGUCUACUGGUGUGAUGGCUCGAGCGGCUCUCAUCAGCUCAAUGUACACACGUGCUUUGACGUUCACUCCUCAAGCCCAGAAAGUUCACACGAAUGCGGCCCUAGUUAAUCACCUGAGUACAGAUAUCAGCCGUAUCGAUUACUUGUUCCAGUGGGCUCACCCGGCAUGGACAGCGCCUGUCCAGGUCAUCGUAUGCCUUAUUAUUCUUUGUGUGCAGUUGGGACCUUCUGCGUUGGCUGGGUUCUCGAUUUUUCUUUUGUUGACUCCGGUUCAGGGGAGGGCUAUGACCAUCCAACUCAGGAGAAGGCGUCAUUCAAUGAAAUAUACAGACCAGCGCGCUGGACUCCUUCAGGAAGUUUUAGCUUCCAUGCGGAUCACCAAGCUCUUCACGUACGAGAAGCCGUUCUUAGAACGUAUUCGGUCGAUUCGAGAGAUGGAGCUCAAGGGAAUCCGGGCUUUAACAAUGAUGCGGGCAGCAACUCAAGCAGUGGCCUGGUCUGUUCCUUCUCUCGCCGCUGUCGUUGCAUUCAUCGUCUACACUCUGUCAGGCCAUUCAAUGGACCCCGCUAUUGUUUUUACUUCGCUCUCUUUAUUUAAUCUCCUCCGGCAGCCUCUGAUGUUCUUGCCGCGAUCUCUUGCAGCUAUUACUGACGGCAGGAAUGCCCUUACUCGAUUAGAAGCGGUUUUCAGAGCGGACACACUGGGGGACGUGGAGAAUGCUGAACACGGGGACCCAAAAGUGGAAGGGAAACCAGACGCCUUGCGGAUUCUCAACGCUGACUUCAAGUGGGAGUCUGGACGCGCAAAGGUAAAGAGCUCAAAGGAUAUCUACUCUGCGCGAUCAGCACCGGAGCAACCGGAGCAACCGGAGCAACCGGAGCAACCGGGUGAACCUUUUGGUCUGUACGAUAUUGAUUUAUCGAUCCCCAAAGGAGGUAGUGUCUAUGCCAUUAUUGGCCCCGUUGGUUCGGGGAAAUCCAGUUUGAUGCAGGGGCUCAUCGGGGAGAUGCGUCUGACGAAGGGUAGCAUUUCCUUAGGCGGUACUCUUGCUUAUGCUGCCCAAGUCCCUUGGAUUCAGAACGCCACAUUCCGAGAUAACGUUACAUUUGGGAGAGAAUUUGACGAGGGAAAGUAUUGGAAAAUAAUCAACGAUGCCGCGUUACUCCCCGAUCUUUUGGUGCUUCCCGAUGGAGAUUUGACAGAAAUCGGAGAGAAGGGCAUUAACCUCUCUGGUGGACAGAAAGCACGCGUCAGUUUAGCUCGCGCUCUUUACCGUGAAGCCGAUAUUGUGGUGUUGGACGACCCAUUCUCCGCUGUGGAUGCUCAAGUCGGUGAACAUCUCUUUAACGAUGCCAUCUUAGGCCUGAAGGCGAACGGCAAGACCGUCAUCUUGGUGACGCAUGCACUUCAUUUCCUCCCUCGAGCGGAUCACAUCUUUCGCAUGAGCGAAGGAAGAAUCCUGGAAAGUGGCACCUACAGCGAACUAGUGCAAUCCAAUGAUGCACUUGUUCGUGAUUUAGGGAAAGAGAAACCCAAACCUAAGCAGUUUGAUGAAGAGGGAAGUGAAGACGUCGACCCCUACCCAGAGCCUCGGGUGGACCCGGGGAAGCGCGACGUAAGUGCGACCCGUGCAAGGGGAAAAAAGCGUGGGUUUUUAAUCACUGCCGAGUUGAGGAAAACAGGCUCUAUCUCCUGGAAAGUCUAUGCUGCUUACAUUGAUGCUGGCGGAGGGGUUUUGGUUGUGUUUCUAAUUAUCCUUAGCGCCUUGUUGAUGCAAGGCUGUCAGCUCCUCGCAAGCUACUGGCUAGUAUGGUGGCAGGAAAACAAGUUUAGGAAGCGUCCCGGCUUUUAUAUGGGUGUUUACGCCGGGCUUGGAGCUGGCCAAGCGAUGGCUACGUUUCUCCUUGGUGGAUCGAUAGGUUUGCUUUCCUACUAUGCUUCGGCGAGGAUGCAUGCUCGUAGCCUGAAAACCAUCUUCCAUGCGCCAAUGGCUUUUUUUGACACCACCCCGCUUGGGCGUUUGCUUUCUGUGUUUGGAAAAGAUAUGGACAUUAUUGAUAACACUCUUUCGGGUACCGAUAAAUGCCUUUUUUUCACUCUGGCACUGAGCUCCCUUGUCGGGUCUACUAUCCUCAUCGCCACCCUUGAACAUUGGUUUUUGCUCAUCGUUACCUUCAUAUCGUGCCUCUAUUAUGCAUUAUCGCGAUUUUAUACGGCAAGUUCGCGAGAAAUGAAGCGGUUAGACGCAAUCCUUCGAUCUUCAUUAUACUCCCAAUUUUCGGAGUCCCUGUGUGGUGUGGGCACCAUAAGAGCGUAUGGCGAGACCCCUCGCUUCAUCAGAGAAAACGCUCGUUUGAUCGAUCACGAGAACGCUGCGCUGUUUCUCACUAUUACGAAUCAACGGUGGCUCAGCGUUAGACUGGACACCCUGGGAGGCGCUAUGACUUUCUUAGUAGCUCUAAUGUCUGUUUUAGGAGUCAAUGGGGUCUCUCCUGCGCAGAUUGGAAUCGUACUCACUUACAUUGCGCAAAUUACACAAAUCCUGGGUGCUCUGAUGCGUCAAACGACGGAAGUCGAGAACAAUAUGAAUGCAGUUGAGCGUGUCCACCAAUACGGUGAUCCGGAAAUUACUCCUCAGGAAGCGCCGUACGAAUUUCCCGAGGCAGUUCCUCAGGCUGAUUGGCCGAAAUAUGGGGCGAUUUCAUUCAAUACCGUCGCCAUGAGGUACCGGCCAGAGCUGCCAUUGGUUCUGAAGGGGGUCGAUUUAGAAGUCAAGGGAGGUGAAAAGGUCGGGAUUGUUGGACGGACAGGAGCCGGGAAGACAUCCCUCACCGCAGUCCUAUUCCGUCUCACUGAAUUGUCUUCGGGGUCAAUCCUGAUUGAUGGUCUUGAUAUAUCGCGGAUGGGUCUCCGUGACUUGCGUAGCCGCAUUUCCAUCAUUCCUCAGGAGCCGCUAAUUUUCAGUGGCACGAUUCGGACAAACUUGGAUCCAUUUUCCGAUCAUGACGAUGCUUACCUCCAUGAUGCCCUCAGACGAUCUCAUCUCUUAGACGCAACUAGUAAGGAAUAUUUGGAAGGUGACAGUCCAACAUCUCGAUAUUCUUUGGACACUGCAGUCGAUGUCGAGGGUGCCAAUCUGAGCGUUGGCGAACGGUCCUUGUUGAGCCUCGCUCGAGCGUUGUGUAAAGAUAGUCAGGUGGUCGUCAUGGACGAAGCAACUGCAAGUGUGGACUUGGGAACGGAUGCGAAAAUACAAGAUACCGUGAUGCAGGAGUUCCACCACAAAACGAUAUUGUGCAUUGCUCAUCGAUUGCGGACUAUUAUUGGUUAUGAUAAAAUCCUUGUACUGGACAAGGGCGAAGUAGCUGAAUUUGGCAUGCCUCUCGAGCUAUUUGAUCAAGGGGGAUUAUUCGCACAAAUGUGUCAUCGGAGUCGUAUCGACCGCAAUGAAGUUUUACGUGCAUCAUCCUCGGGCUGCAGUGUAGCGACCGCCCGCAGGUCUCGAGCCGCAGGAUCGUGA
Molecule: messenger RNA, 4329 nt
Organism: Cantharellus anzutake
Lineage: Eukaryota; Fungi; Basidiomycota; Agaricomycetes; Cantharellales; Hydnaceae
Product: P-loop containing nucleoside triphosphate hydrolase protein
Exons: 28
Coding region: 1-4329 (1442 amino acids)
Biological process (GO): transmembrane transport
Cellular component (GO): membrane
Molecular function (GO): ATP hydrolysis activity; ATP binding; ABC-type transporter activity
Source: RefSeq, a predicted model, not a curated record